AUGAUUCAAACACUCUAUAGAUUAGUCCCCAGAUUCAGGUUUGCAUCAACACUUGGAUCAUCCAAUGUAGCUUCUGGUACUCAAACAUCAGCAUCUUAAUCAAAUCCUAUCCCUGUUUAUUUAAGACCAUAUGAAGCCAAGAAAUACGAAGUACCAUCAUCAAAAAUCAAAUUAACUACUGGAUACAGUUUCCUUGAUGUUGAGCCCAUGCCAAGAGCUAAGAUCAUGAAAUUAUGCUACACAAUACUUGAUAAAUUAAAGGCAGAAAUUCCUGAAGGUGUUCUUUACAGAAUAUACACUGAGGAGAAACUAAAAUAUAUUAUGCGAAUUACAGAUGAAAUCGAGGAUAUCAGAUAACUUGAGGAGGAAUUCGGGUUUGAGUAAAUAGAAUUCCUCAUCUAAUCACUUGCCAAGGAAGUUGACUUGGUUGACCAAAUGAAAUAUUACAAACCUUGGGAGAAGACUCAAGAUGACAGCACCUUUGAAUUGCUUAGAUAACGACACCCUGCUUUGAAGCACUAAAGAAACGAAAGACCAGCCAGAGAAUAAACUAAAUUUAUUGGAAAUUGAUAUUCACAAUAAUAAUAACAAUAAUAAUAAAUAUUAUCUUCA
Molecule: messenger RNA, 612 nt
Organism: Paramecium tetraurelia
Lineage: Eukaryota; Ciliophora; Oligohymenophorea; Peniculida; Parameciidae
Exons: 2
Biological process (GO): respiratory electron transport chain
Source: RefSeq, a predicted model, not a curated record